UUUGACGCUGUAUAACCUCAAAAUUUUCAGUGAAACACUCACUGAUAAACCCUAAAAUGUGAUCAGUGUAAAGACCAAAAACUGACCAACAAUGACCACCGUAGCUAAACUCGAACCGUCGAUCAAAGAGUUGAAGAGUGUCAAUAUCUUAUCGCAUGUAAGAUACGAACAUUUAGUUGCCGGAAUCUCUGGGGGAGUCGUGUCAACUCUUGUUCUACAACCUCUGGACGUUAUUAAAAUCCGAUUCGCAGCUAACGAUGGGAGGAGUUUUCCAACAAUGAAAUAUAAUAGUAUUGUGAAUGCGUUCACAACCAUAACACGUACAGAAGGUCUUUACGGACUGUACAGAGGUGUUAAUCCAAAUUGUUGGGGUGCUGGGUCAUCAUGGGGUUUAUACUUUCUAUUCUACAAUACUUUCAAGACAUGGGAGCAGAAAAGAACUGGCCUUGCUUGUUUAGGACCUUUAGAACAUUCAGUUGCUGCAGCAAUGUCUGGUGCAUUGACUUUAGUUCUUACCAAUCCCUUGUGGGUAGUUAAAACCAGACUUUGUCUACAGCAGGAUAAUCAGUAUAAGGGAAUGAUUGACGCUUUUAGAAAAAUUUAUAAAGCUGAAGGCAUUAGGGGAUAUUAUAGAGGUUUCCUGCCAGGACUUUUUGGAGUGACUCAUGGGGCUGUUCAAUUUGUUUCUUAUGAAGAAAUGAAGAAGUUAUACAUCAAAUACAAUAAUUUACCAAGUAAUGAUCAGUUAGGAGUAACACAGUACUUGACUUUUGCAGCAUUAUCAAAAAUUAUAGCAGCAAUUGCCACUUAUCCAUAUCAAGUGUUGAGGACACGCUUACAAAAUCAAUUUUGCUCCUAUGAUGGUACAAUUGAUUGCAUAUUGAGAACUUACAAUUUUGAAGGAUUAAAGGGCUUCUACAAGGGACUUGGUACUAAUCUGAUCAGAGUCACACCUGCUACAAUGAUUACAUUUGUAACCUAUGAAAAUGUAUCUUAUUUUCUCUUGAAAUUUAAAAAAGAUACAGUGAUUAUAGAAAAUAAGUAAUAAAGUUUUUUAUUUAGUUCCUGUUAAACAAAUUAUACUUUUUUUAAUACUCCAUUAUAUUAUUCAGGGUAUAAUGAUUCUAGUCUGUUGUAUUAAUCUCAGAGAUUUAAAAUAAACUAUGACAUAAGUUA
This is a messenger RNA of Aethina tumida (small hive beetle), 1176 nucleotides long. RefSeq names its product mitochondrial folate transporter/carrier-like. Gene Ontology annotation, molecular function: FAD transmembrane transporter activity; folic acid transmembrane transporter activity. Gene Ontology annotation, biological process: folate import into mitochondrion; nucleotide transport. The transcript has a single exon. NCBI's taxonomy places the organism in Eukaryota, Metazoa, Arthropoda, Insecta, Coleoptera, Nitidulidae. Bases 92 to 1045 code for a protein of 317 amino acids. Gene Ontology annotation, cellular component: mitochondrion. The record is from RefSeq and is a predicted model, not a curated record.